ACCAUCUUUAUCGGCGAUUCUUAUGAACGUCCUUAAGUUUAAUUAGGAUUAAAAAAAUGAAAAAUUGAUAUAAAUAUGAGGGACGUUUAUUUUGUCCUUUAACUAAGAUACGUCCUUCUCUUUGUCCUUCUCCCUUCACUUUCUUUCUUCUCCUUUUUUUUUGGAUUGUCAAUACGUUUCUCACAUCUGCAAUCUCGUUGAUCAGAGGAUUUUCCGAGCUUCAAAUAAACAAUCAUGGACACCGCUGGAAACAAAAACAUCAACGCCAAAUUGGUUAAUUUUUUUUCUGUUUUUGGUUUGCUGAUUCUUUUAUUAAUUAAGCUGUAGAUUCUUUCUGGGAUCCUUUUGUUUGAUCUUGAAUUCGACUGAAUUCCAAUUUGGGAAAUUGUUCUUCUUCCGAUCUCAGAGUUUUGUAGAUUGCAUGUUUCAUCAGUAUAAAGGUAGGGUUUGAAGUAAAGGUUGUAUUUUUUCAUGGAUUAUCCAAUAUGAUAGCUUUACUUUAUCAAUGGUUGUUUGCGUUUAGCUACUCUGCCGUCGAAUUGGAGAAAAACAUAUCUUCUUUUUUUGUUUGUCUCUCUGCUCAUUUCACACCCAGUUUUAAACGGUAGCUGUUGUCCGAUCUCUAUCCAUCCUCUAGCACUGUGUCUUUUCUUGUAAAGCACUCUCUGUUUUUAGAUUCACACCCUCUUUUUUUGUUCUUUCUCUUUGACUUGUGUAAAACCCUGAGAACAAGAAGUGUAUAAACAGAGAUAGAUGUCUAUAUAAUUGAGAAAGAAAGAAAAAGGAGUUUGGCUUUUAAUAUUGUUUGUUGGUAUGGGGCUUUGCUGGUCUUCUUCAUCUAAAUCUCCUUCAACAACAACAACAACACCUACCACUACUGGUAAUAUCAGUUCAGGUCCGUUUAAGUCAACGACUACAGAAACAUCAAGAAGUAACAUAUCUAGUACUAGUGGAUUCUCUGCUGGAAGUGGUGGAGAUGCUUGCCCUAAGGGUCAGAUACUUCCCGUUCCGAACUUGAGGAUAGUUUAUACCGUUGCUGCGGUGCUUUUGAGGUCAAGGGCAGAACAUGGAAGGUCACAAUUGAUUGUAUCUUUACGGGAUUACAACAAACGAGGCCAACUGUGUUGUACUUUACGGUUCUAGUUACCAUGGGUAUAAGACCGUAUCAUGGGUGGUGUUGGUACUCUUAUCAGGUUGCAGCAAAAAAUGAAGUCCUUUCAUGGUAUUGAAACUUACUGUUAUUACAUCAAAAGUUUACUGGUUAAAUCAUACUGUAUCUUGUAGGAAAAAUAUUGAAACUUUUGAAUUUCAAUUGUAUUGUGAAAGCUC
Messenger RNA from Raphanus sativus (radish), 1329 nucleotides. RefSeq names its product probable serine/threonine-protein kinase PIX13. The transcript is spliced from 2 exons. The record is from RefSeq and is a predicted model, not a curated record. NCBI's taxonomy places the organism in Eukaryota, Viridiplantae, Streptophyta, Magnoliopsida, Brassicales, Brassicaceae. The coding region runs from base 814 to 1143 and encodes 109 amino acids.